AUGAUAUUUAAAGUACGAUCAUCGAAAACUUUCAGAAAGGACACUAAUCUGCGAAUUCUUGAGUUUCCCUGUGGAGGUCUAAUCAGUGCUUAUCUGAAACACAUUAGUAUAACAUCUAUGUAUAGCCAAGUUCGAGGUCAUUCGCCUUCUGCGACCUCAGUGAGUCAGGGAAACGCUAAAGUUUUGUGUCAAUGUGGGACCAUCAGUUUUAGGGCGUCGAGACCUAAGCCUCUAGCGGUGUUUAUCUGUCACUGUACCGAAUGUCAGAAACAAUCAGCUUCAGCAUUUGGUUCGUCUUACAUAUUCCCUUCUGAAGGUUUAUGGCCCUUGCCAGAUGAUAUACGGCAGCAAUUGGGUAUAUGGAAACGGAAGACGGAUUCUGGAAACACACUGGAGUGUUAUUUCUGUAAAACUUGCGGCGUGCGAAUCCUACACAGAUCUAUCCUACCAGAUGGCAAACCCAAACCCACGGUGACAAUAAAAGCCGGGUGUGUGGAAGGAUUUACUCUAGAUGGGGCACGUCACAUAUACACGAGGUCAGCCGUUGUGCCUGUACCGGCAGACAGCGAUUCCGGACCACCUCAACAAAGGCCCUGA
This is a messenger RNA of Lachancea dasiensis, 597 nucleotides long. The record is from the annotation of a GenBank genome assembly. NCBI's taxonomy places the organism in Eukaryota, Fungi, Ascomycota, Saccharomycetes, Saccharomycetales, Saccharomycetaceae.